UUAUUUUGUUUUUGAUGUUCGACGACAGAGUGUUUCAAUUUUUUUUAUACGGUUCGUCUUUUUUAUAGCGUGAUUUUAUGGAUAAUUAUUUUGGUUGAUUGUCUUAGUUCUUAGUUAAUUUGUAUGAUUUUAAUCCUUUAUAUUAAUUGUUUAAAUAUUGAUGAUGUUAAAAAAUCUUUUGUUCGUUUUAAAAGAUCAAUUUGAGUCCCAUUCAUAUUGUGUCUACAAAGGGCAGAGAAAAGAAAUGUUUUUCCUCUUUCUUUUUUUGUUAUUUUGACUUCUUUGUUAUAGUUUAGGUCGCUCUUGUAAUAAUUCUGGAUGCUGGCGGACAUAAACGCGACGAUUUGGUGCCUUCCCAUUCAUAUUGUGUCUUUCUCGAUGAAGAAUUCCUUUGUUAGCAUGAUUUGUUUUCAUAAUUCGUUUCUUGAUUUGGCCUUCUGUUUCUGAUCCAAAACAUCAGGAAUUGGGGAAAUAAUUUCCCUUGUGAAAUUCUGGAUUCGUGCGGAAAACAACGCUGCGAUUUUGUGCAAUUUUCGCGGCAUUUGAGGGUUUCCAAAUUUUGUCUCAGCCUUCGAAUCGCGCGUGAUUUACUUGGUUUUUGUUGCCUCUUUCUCGACCAAGAAUUCCUUUGAUAUCAAUCAUUGAUUGGAUAUGUUCUCAAGUUGCUUGUCAAAAAACAUUAGGUUUGCAGGAGCAUUCGAGGAGUUUCUGGUAGCGAAGACGCCGGAAGGAGAUGGGCGAUCAUUUGGUGUUGCAUACGGAUCGGCUAAUGACAAGGAAGACAAGGCACGGGAGGGUUCGUCGCCUUCUGCUGGCCUGCCCAUGGCUGUCAACCAACCUUUCCUACUACUUCGGCUGUCAGCUCUGCUGAUGAGAAAGCAGGAGAGGAAGACAAGGAGGUUGGUGAAGAAGAGCCUCUAAUUCAGAUGGUUGAAUGCCAAAUAUGGCAAGGCGAUGAUCACGUAAAAACUAAGAUUCCCCUUUCACUUGCAGUGGCAGCUUGAAGUAUGCUCGUAGGGCAUGUGUGCAACAUUGGUGCGGCAAGAAGUGCGAUAUAACCUGUGAGAUCUGCCAUGAGAAGACAGCAAUGUCAGAUGGAUGAUUAGAGGUUUUCUUAUGAAUUUUGAUGACUCUGAGAGACUAGCAUUGGCAGCAGUACAGAGUCACUGAAUUGAAGCUGUAUAUGGCGAUUAUCCUACGAAUGCUAGUGGUGCCGUUUCUUUCUGCUCUGCCGCUCUAAUGGUAAUAAUUCAUUUGUUGUCGAGGGAUUCAUUUACCACUACUCAUGCUAAUGGGGAUUAUGAUAAUGCUUCCACAUACUUUUGUGAAAAUUCAAACCCAUACUUUUUCUUUAAGCUCUAUCUUGUUCUAGACACAAUAACCUUUUAGCUGAUUUAUUUUGCAAAAUUUUCUUUCUCGGGCUCCUGGAUUUCUGUUCCUAUGUAACAUCAUGGGUUGGGCCAUAAGUGUUCUGCGACGGCUAAAGCGAAGGCAGGCCGGAGAGACCUACGGACGGCGCUCGUACCCUCUCAACGUCUUCGCGUCCAAGUCAAAUCGUGUUGUUUGCGCGAGAGCGAACUUGAGAGACACGCUAUAUAAUAGUUCGCCUCGAUCCGUUUCUUCAACCCGACCUGUUUGGCAUCGUCGUCGUCGGAGGUGAAGAAUCGCCGCAGAUGCUAUGUAAUUUUGUGCCAGUGUGAUGGGCCGCACUUUGCUGCCCAAACAUGUAGCCGCCGUGAUCAAGCACCAAAAGGACCCACUUCGGGCUCUCGAGAUGUUCAAUUCGGCGGCGAGUGACGAUGGCUUCAAGCACACCCUCUUCACCUACAAGUGCAUGGCGGACAAGCUCGGAUCCCAUGGAGAGUUCAAGGCCAUGGAGGAUGUAAUCUCAGAGAUGAGAAUGAACCUCGACAACUCCUCGCUCGAAGGGGUAUAUGUGGGCGCCAUGAGGAGCUACGGGCGACGAGGGAAGGUCCAGGCCGCGGUGGAUACGUUCGAGAGGAUGGAUUUCUAUGGAUGUGAGCCGACUGUUAUAUCUUACAAUGCUAUCAUGAACGUUUUGGUCGAGUUCGGGCACUACGAUCAAGCGCAUAAAGUGUACCUCAGAAUGCUCCACAAAGGAAUUGUUCCCGACAUUUACACCUUCACGAUCAGGAUCAAGUCGUUCUGUCGAACUCGACGACCGCACGCAGCCCUCAGGCUUCUGAGGAAUCUGCCGCAGAGAGGGUGCGACGCCAAUGCGGUUUCGUAUUGCACCAUCAUCCGUGGUCUCUACGAGGAGGACUGUCGAUGUGAGGCCUACAAUCUGUUUGAAGAAAUGCUAAGUAGAAAACUAUGCCCUGAUAUAGUUACAUUUAACAAGCUUAUAGAUGUCCUCUGUCAUAAAGGGAAUGUUCUAGAAAGCUACAAGCUUGUUGCCAAGGUUAUGAAGAGGGGCAUUUCUCUAAACCUGUUCACUUACAAUAUACUAAUCCAAGGUCUGUGUAAGGAUAGUAAGUUGUCUGAGGCUGUUUCGUUGUUAGAGGAAAUGGGUGAGGGUCUGACUCCGGAUGUGAUCACCUAUAACACACUUAUCUCUGGUUUAUGCAAAAGUUCCAAUGUUGUCGAAGCUGAACAAUAUCUGCAUAAGAUGGCAAAUCGAGGUUGCCUGCCGGAUGAUUUUACAUAUAAUACAAUCAUUGAUGGAUAUUGCAAAAUGGGUCGCAUGCAAGAUGCUUGUAAACUUCUAAAAGAUGCACUUUUCAAGGGGUUUGUGCCAGACCGCGUGACUUAUUGCUCUCUAAUCAAUGGGCUCUGCGAGGAAGGUGACAUCAACAGGGCAUUCGAGGUGUUUGAUGAAGCUCAGGGUAAGCGGCUAAAACCUGACAUUAUUAUCUACAAUUCACUAAUAAAGGGGCUGUCUCGGCAAGGCCUUAUACUGCAGGCUUUGGAAGUCAUGGGUGAGAUGUUCGAAAAUGGUUGUAGCCCUGAUAUUUGGACAUAUAACAUCAUCAUAAACGGAUUAUGCAAGAUGGGAAAUGUUUCUGAUGCAACUGUUGUUCUGAAUGAUGCUAUAGCCAAACGAUACCUUCCUGAUGUUUUUACCUUCAAUACAUUGAUCGAUGGCUACUGCAAGCGACUGAAGGUGGAUAAAGCUUUGGAAAUAGUUGACAGGAUGUGGACUCAUGGUAUUAUGCCAGAUGCUAUCACGUACAAUUCCAUACUGAAUGGCCUCUGCAAAGCUGGAAAAACAUCUGAUGUCAUUGAAACUUUUACAGAGAUGGUUAAGAAAGGAUGUCAUCCAAACAUUAUCACAUACAACAUACUCAUAGAAAAUCUGUGCAAUGCCAAUAGAGUAAAAGAAGCUUCUGAUUUGCUUAUGAAGAUGACAAAUGAAGGAUUGACUCCAGAUACCAUUAGUUUUAACACAUUGAUACAUGGAUUCUGCAGGAACAGUGAUCUUGAUGGAGCCUAUGAUCUGUUCAGAAAAUUGAAACAAGAUAAGUUCUUUCCAACAAUUGAUACAUAUAACAUUAUGAUCUGUGCAUUUUCUGAGAAGCUGAACAUUCAUAUGGCUGAGAAGAUUUAUAAUGAGAUGAUCGACAAAGGCUGCUUGCCUGACACAUACACUUACAGUGUCCUAGUCAAUGGAUUUUGUAGGACUGGAAAUACUGACCGUGCUUAUGAAUUUCUGAUAGUCAUGAUCAACAAAGGUUUCAUUCCAACAAUGGGAACAUUUGGACGGGUAAUAAACUGUCUUUCUGUAACCCACAGAGUUCAUGAAGCUGUUGGCCUCAUUCACAUAAUGGUGAGGAGUGGUGUUGUCCCAGAAGUAGUGCAUACCAUAUUCAGUGUUGAUAAAAGGGAAAUAGCAGCUCCUAAGAUUCUUGUGGAGGAGUUGAUGAAAAAAGGUCAUAUAACUUAUUAUGCUUAUGAACUGCUUUAUGAUGCAAUAAGAGAUAAAAAGUUAUUGAGAAAGCAACGCCAAAUGAAAUUUCGUGAGGAUAUUGUACUUAAUCAAGCUCUUAAUUAGGACAUCUCAAAGAGCUAAUUUAAGUGGGAGCUUGCUGUCUUGAAGAUGAAAAUAUCCAAUAUUCUAAGGCCUGUCAAAAAAGACACCAAUCAGUUCACAACCAUACUUCAACUAUGGCAAUACCAUCAAAAGAAUCGAGAAGCCAGUGCAAAUUAUAUAAUACUAAUGCUACUCGGUUAGCAGCUGAUCAAUCUGAUUAUUUGUGGACAAUUGAGAGGGAGCACCAAAACUUUUUGAUCCAAAUAUCUCAGGCUCAUGGAUUGUUCUACUGUGAUUCUCAGGUUUUAUUUCUGUUUGUCUUAGCGGGAAACCUCUGGCUGUUUGUAAUUCAUGCUCAUGGAUCAUCAUAAAUCGAAGUGCUUGCUUCUCGAAACACUUAAACUGACAGCAGUGAUGGUGAUGGUAUGACAGCAAUUCCAGAAUAAUAAUGGAAGAAAUUGUGGUUAUAAAUGCUUGGCAGCUAAGUUAUUCUAUAAUUCAACGUGUUCUAUUCAUAUGAUAUGUGAAGUUUUCAAUGGCUCACUGAUUUGGCUGUGAUUAUGCUGCAGAUCAUACGCAAUAGGUACUGCAGUAUGGGGAUUGUUAAGGGUCUUUGAGAGAGCUGAUUCUUCAACUAGAGAUCAAUACGAGUGCUUAAUUUGCUACACAAAGAUUCCCAUCCAUGAUGUACUGUGAUCCAUUUCAAGUCAGUUUCAUAAAGUUUGACUUCCUUCUUUGGAUGCUGGUCACGAUGGUUGGACUGAUCAGGAAGCCGACCAAAAGUAGAACUAAAUUCUACUGGCUUUGAUACUCUUCUUUGGAUGCUGGCCACAAUGGUUCGACUGAUCCGGGGAGCUGACCAAAAGUAGAACUAAAUUCUACUUGCUUCGAAUAUCAAAUGACUACAAGGACCCUCCUCCUCUGGAUCGAAGGGCGACGACCGCUCAGAAUCUACAUUAAUGCUGACAUAAAUGCAAAAGGGGAAGGGUCGGGUUUGGGAUCCGCUCGACGAGUCAACAGCGAGGCAACAACCAUCUUCGUUGUAAACGUCGUGGCAAUCACACCAUUUGCAUUGACGCCGACACAAUUGUCGAGCGAUAAUUACGUUGACGUUGACAUAAAUGCAGAGCAACGCGAGGCAGGCAACGAUAAGGUCGACAAUGUGCUUCUCGUGUAGGCGAGUUACAUCGCAGUGAAAGUGAAUCUUAUCAUCA
This is a messenger RNA of Musa acuminata AAA Group (dessert banana), 5205 nucleotides long. Its product is annotated as putative pentatricopeptide repeat-containing protein At1g74580. Bases 1700 to 4012 code for a protein of 770 amino acids. The record is from RefSeq and is a predicted model, not a curated record. The transcript has 9 exons. Lineage: Eukaryota; Viridiplantae; Streptophyta; Magnoliopsida; Zingiberales; Musaceae. Gene Ontology annotation, molecular function: protein binding.